AUGACCGACAAAAUCCCCCAAGAUGCUACCAUGGCGCCUGAUCCCGAAGAAGAUGACCUCGAUGACCUCGACGAUGUUCUCGACUCCUUUCAAGCAAAACCCGCUGCCGCGCCAACCCCAGCUCCAGCAACAUCCGCACCUCUAGCCUCCGGCCCUGGCAGACCGGCAGCAGCACAAGAUGGAGCAACACAAGCACCCGAUGACUUCACAAAACAGAUCCAAGAGAGUAUGGUCGGUCUCAUGUCCGAGCUUGACAGCAAUCCCGCUAUGCAAGCCGAAUUCGAGCAGAUGAUGGCACAGCUCAUCUCCGCCGAUGCUGGAGGUCCAGGUGCCGCGGGGAUAGCAGCAGGAGCAGCUGCAGCGGGACAACCUGCACCAAAACUACCAGCGGCGACAUCAAGCGCGACUGGCAAGAAAGAGGAAGCAGAUUUUCAAUCCACAAUCCGCAAAACAAUGGAACGAAUCAAUGCUUCGGACAGCACAGCCGCAGCAUCAACCGCUGCUGCACCUACUAGCGAAGAGGACCUUCUGGCUGCCAUGAUGAAAGAACUUGGCGGAGGUGAAGGUGGCGAUGGUGACUUCAACAGCAUGCUCAUGAACAUGAUGGCUCAUUUGACGAACAAGGAGAUUUUGUACGAGCCAAUGAAGGAGUUGCAUGACAAGUUCCCGGCAUGGAUGGAGAAGAAUGCGGAGAAGGAGAAGAAAGAGGACCUGGACAGGUACAAGGAACAGCAGAAGUUGGUUGGAGAGAUUGUGGGGAGGUUUGAGAGGAAGGGAUACAAGGAUGAAAAUGAAGAUGAUCGAGAGUAUAUUGUGGAGAGAAUGCAAAAGAUGCAAGCGGCUGGAAGCCCACCCUCCGAUCUGGUAGGAGACAUGAGUGCGGCUCAGGAGGCGCUUGGAGAUUUGGAUCAAGGGUGUCCGAUGCAGUGA
This is a messenger RNA of Ramularia collo-cygni, 930 nucleotides long. Its product is annotated as related to PEX19 protein. The coding region runs from base 1 to 930 and encodes 309 amino acids. Gene Ontology annotation, biological process: protein import into peroxisome membrane. Gene Ontology annotation, cellular component: peroxisomal membrane; peroxisome. The record is from RefSeq and is a predicted model, not a curated record. The transcript is spliced from 2 exons. Lineage: Eukaryota; Fungi; Ascomycota; Dothideomycetes; Mycosphaerellales; Mycosphaerellaceae.